This is a messenger RNA of Chenopodium quinoa (quinoa), 1150 nucleotides long. RefSeq names its product probable adenylate kinase 6, chloroplastic. The transcript has 4 exons. Gene Ontology annotation, biological process: nucleobase-containing compound metabolic process. Gene Ontology annotation, cellular component: mitochondrion; cytoplasm. Bases 1 to 891 code for a protein of 296 amino acids. The record is from RefSeq and is a predicted model, not a curated record. NCBI's taxonomy places the organism in Eukaryota, Viridiplantae, Streptophyta, Magnoliopsida, Caryophyllales, Amaranthaceae. Gene Ontology annotation, molecular function: AMP kinase activity; ATP binding.
AUGGCGGUAGUCAGCCGCCUUGCAAGAUCUACAACAUUCAAAAUUUCAUCCCUAAUUCCAACCAUAAUAUCUCGUAAAUUUACAUCAUCAUCUCUUACUUCCGAAACUACCCUUCAUUCUCCUUCCUCUUGGAAUGAUACUUCCAAUAACAAUGGUAGAAAUCCCUUGAAAUUGGGUAAGGGUAGAGAUGUUCACUGGGUUUUUCUGGGUUGUCCUGGUGUUGGUAAAGGCACUUACGCUACUCGUCUUUCGAAGCUUCUCGAUGUUCCUCAUAUUUCUACUGGUGAUUUGGUUCGUGAUGAGCUCGCUUCCUCUGGUUCUCUCUCUCCUAAGAUUGCAGAGAUAGUCAACUCGGGGAAGCUGUUGUCAGACGAAAUUAUAGUGGAUCUGUUGUCCAAGCGUCUUGAAGCUGGAGAAGCCAAGGGUGAAUCCGGAUUUAUUCUUGAUGGUUUUCCUCGUACAGUUAGACAGGCGGAAAUUUUGGAGGGGGUUAUUGAUAUUGACUUGGUGGUGAAUCUUAAGCUCCGUGAAGAGGCCUUACUUGCAAAAUGCCUUGGUAGAAGAAUCUGUAGUCAGUGUGGUGGAAACUACAAUGUUGCAUGCAUUGACAUCAAGGGUGACGAUGAAAGCCCUGGAAUGUACAUGGCUCCUCUUCUUCCUCCAGCUGAAUGUGCCUCAAAGCUUAUCAGUCGCGCUGAUGAUAAAGAAGAAGUUGUGAGGGAGAGACUCCGGAUAUACGAUGAAUUGACUCGACCUGUGGAGGAAUUUUAUUGCAAGCGGGGCAAACUGUUGCAGUUUGAUCUUCCUGGUGGAAUUCCAGAAUCCUGGCCAAAGUUGCUGCACGCUUUGAAUCUUGAUGAUCAUGAAGACGAUCAAUCUGCUGCAGCUUGAAUCCCAUUAGAUAAUUUUCUAUACCACAUUUGUCUAGAUUAGUGAUCAUUUUUUUUGCAAACAAUGUAUAGUUAAUAGAAGUAUUAAAUUAAUGUAUGAAUCAGAUAUUACUUGAAAUAAAUUCCUGGAAUUGAAGUGGCACCAUUAGUAUACUAUUGUUGUCAAAAUAUCUAUUCAAAAGGAGAAAAAAAAUAAUGAAAAUUUGUCCUUUGAAUCUAGUAGUGAUAUAAUAUGAUUAUCAUAAUGAAUUUAAUAAGAA